CUAGACGUUCGUUACCUGGCUCCUCUUCACUUAAAACACAGAAUGGAAACACAUCAAGGAGAGAAAAACACAAAGAAGCAAGAGAAAGGAAGGGGGGAGAAUGCGUAUAGGGGAAUUCGCAGGCGACCUUGGGGUAAGUUUGCUGCCGAGAUACGUGACCCGACAAAGAAUGGGGGACGUCGUUGGCUAGGAACAUAUGACACGGCGGAGGAGGCGGCUCGGGCGUAUGACCGAGCUGCUUUUGCCUUCCGGGGUCAUUUAGCCAUUCUCAAUUUCCCGAAUGAAUACCAACAUCAGGAUCCAAGCUCUGCCAUGUCAUUUGCUUCUUCAUCUUCUUUCUCCACUGCCAAUCCUGUGAACGAUGGCCAUGAAGUUUCCUCUACUGGCGGACAAGAAGUUAUAGAGUUCGAGUAUUUGGAUAACAAAUUGUUGGAGGAGCUGCUGGGAACGAAUGAUCCCAGCAGGCAGCAUUAGGCCAAUUGAUGAAUAUGGAUUGUCACUUUGUCAUGUCACCCUUCAAUGCAAUUCUUUUAUUUUGUCCA
Populus euphratica (Euphrates poplar) is the source of this 542-nucleotide messenger RNA. RefSeq names its product ethylene-responsive transcription factor ERF098-like. The transcript has a single exon. Gene Ontology annotation, molecular function: DNA binding; DNA-binding transcription factor activity. Lineage: Eukaryota; Viridiplantae; Streptophyta; Magnoliopsida; Malpighiales; Salicaceae. The record is from RefSeq and is a predicted model, not a curated record. Gene Ontology annotation, biological process: ethylene-activated signaling pathway; regulation of DNA-templated transcription. The coding region runs from base 43 to 474 and encodes 143 amino acids.